AACAUUCUGCGUCACAAACGCAAAUUUGUUUUCUGCUUAAAUCGCGAUUUGGCGCCUUCACAAGCAAAUAGUUGGCUGUGUUGGCCAGUGUAGUGGGCACUCUAUCACUAUCAGUAUCACUCCGCAAGCGAAAGCCAUAAAAAUUGGAAACCAAAUCGUUUCGGCACUGACCUUUGAGCCGCUGGUACAACGUCUGGUCUCGUCGUGGAUGGCUGGAUCCCAGCCAUUGCGCCACAUAUGAAUCAGUCGAUCGAGGAGCCCAUGCAAAUCUCGGGAAGAGCGGACUUGGGCACUAUCGGGCACUAUUGGCAAUUUGAAAUCGUGGAGAAUCGGGAGACGAUAAGCAAUCGUUUCUGCUGAUAACGCAGCGCAUACAAAACUCUUGGCCCGGCUAAUUGCUGUUCCAGUUGCAGCUAGUGCUCCACUGCUCCACCAUGAGCAUCCUGCUGCGCUUCAUAGUCUUCUGCCUGGAUCCACUGGGUCUGGGCCGUCGCUUUCUCAUCCGGCCGGCCGUCAAUCUGAGCUGGAAUGUCUACGAUCGCGUCCGCAGCAAGGCGGACGAGAAGGUGGGCACCGUGCGGGAGCUGGUCCUCCGACUGGGCCUGAUCGCCUUCGCCGUGGUGCUCAUCAUCUGGCUGGCGGUCUUCAUGUACGCCGCCUUCUACUACGUCUACAUGCCGGCCAUAUCGCACACCCGCCCCGUACACAUGCAGUUCAAAACCUGCUUGGAGACCAGCACGCCCUGCACCUUUCCGCACGCCCACGUCUCGCUGACCAAGAAGCAGCAGCUCCUGAUGGUUGGCCAGGCGUACAAGGUGAUCGUGAACAUCGACAUGCCCGAAUCGCCACAGAAUCUGGAGCUGGGCAUGUUCAUGGUGUGCGCCGAGAUGCGGGACUACGACUCGAUGCUGCGUGGCCACUCCUGCCGCUCGGCCAUGAUGCGCUAUCGCUCGCCACUGAUACGCAUGAUCUCCACGUGGGCAUUGAGUCCGCUGUAUGUGCUCGGCUGGAAGGAGGAGUUCCAGCAGGUGCCGGUGGAGAUAUUCUCGCGCUACCUGGAGGAGCGGCAGCAUCCCAUUACGGAUGUCUAUGUGGAGAUACAGUCGCAGAAGAUCCAGUUCUACACGGUGACGCUGCACAUUGUCGCCGAUUUUACCGGCCUGCGGUACAUCAUGUUCAACUGGCCAGUGCUGUCGGCCAUAGUGGCCAUUAGCACCAAUCUGUUCUUUAUACUGGUCGUCUUUCUGCUCAGCUGGUACCACUGGUCCGACGCCAAGUGGCUGCACAGCAUGCAAAUCAAGUACGCCCGCCUCACGAAGUCGCUCGAACCCGGCGUAAUCCUCUCCGGAGCGAGCAGCCUGCGGGAUGACGACGUGGGCGGUGACACGCUGAGCGACGUGGAUGCCGAUGAUUUGGUGUUGGUGAAGAAGUCCGGCAGCGGCAAGCGGGAAUCCCCCGAUGCACUGCGUAAGCGUCACUCGAAGAAGACCACCGCGGACCAUUGAAAAGUGAAGGAGGUGAGAUGACAUAUGAAAUGAGAUGCGAUGAGACGAAGGAAGGACCACCAUUUACCACCGAAGGCUAGACCACCGCCCAUGCGACGCUUGAGCCAAAGACUAAAUAGAUUUAGGACUAAGUUAGUGAACACAGCUGCCAGCUGAAGUAUUCCGGCGGAUUAGCCCACAGAGCUCUGUUUGUGCUUCAAGCAGCCAACACUAGUUCGACAUUAGCUUACUUAUGUGGUGGAUGUAUAGAUGUAUAGGUAUUAUGGCCCCGGUUAUACACUUUUAUGCUGUACAGAAGAAGCUUUUUACAUUGAUGAACUUGCCAUUUCCCUGUACAUUACCAUUUGUUACCAUUGCACUAAGCUUAAGAAGAAUUCAUUCCAUUUGAGAUGAGAUUGUGUAUAUGAAUUUUACACUAAUUAAACUGUUUCCCUUGAGAUUUUCCAAGCAA
Messenger RNA from Drosophila santomea, 1956 nucleotides. RefSeq names its product seipin (gene Seipin). Gene Ontology annotation, biological process: lipid storage; lipid droplet organization. Gene Ontology annotation, cellular component: endoplasmic reticulum membrane. The transcript is spliced from 3 exons. The coding region runs from base 435 to 1505 and encodes 356 amino acids. The record is from RefSeq and is a predicted model, not a curated record. Lineage: Eukaryota; Metazoa; Arthropoda; Insecta; Diptera; Drosophilidae.